AGAAAGAAAGAAGAUAGGUGAGCAACUGAGAAAGGCUUGGGGAAGAGGCAGCCGCAACUGCAUCAAUCAAAAUUCUUCUUUAACAAAUCCAGACACAAACAGUUCCAUUUCCACUCCUCAACCCCUUCAAUCACGCCUGCUGCUUAUUUCAAUCCCUUUUAACUUAUACUAUACAUAUCUUAACACAUAUAUAUUUACAAAGAAUUGCAGAUUACUUAUAUUUACGGUUGGAAGAAAUGUCGAAUCGAUUCGCUAGCCAGAACAGGACCGAUUACAAAAAUUCCGCAAAAACCCAGAUGAAAUUUAUUCCGAAGAGGGAUUUCCAGAACCCCAAUUCUCAGCAAACCCUUUCUAACUCCCUACGGGCAGCCACAAACACCGUUAGCGGCGGUGGAGGAGAUGCCGCGGCGGCCUCGACGAGCAGAAUCAGGAUGGGGGAAAAUGGCGAAUGGGUAAAUAAAAAGUCCCCUGGUGGCAAUUUUGUAAUUUACUUGCCGCAGGAUGAAGCGGUGGCGGCUGGGCUCGGACCCGAGGAGGGGGGCCUGGAUCCUGUGGAGGCGCAGCGCAUUGUUGAUUUGUUAAAUAGGGAGUUGUCUCGGUUGCUGAAGUUGCAUCCUAGAGAUUUCUGGCGAGAAGUGUCUGCCGAUGAAUCAUUGAACGCCUUCCUUGAAAGUUUUUUGAAAUUUAGAAGUAGGUGGUAUGAUUUCCCGCACCAUGGAGCCCAAGGAAUGGUUGCUGGAGUGAUUGUUGGUGAGUUUGAGCUGUGCCGGCGUGUCUUCAUGGUCUUCUAUCGCUUAUCAUCCAACCGGGAUCCUGGGGCUAAGGCUGCUGACACUCUGAGUCCAAAAGAUCAUGCAGCCCUUUUGCAGGAGAAGAAGUUGCUUGAUUUGCCAAAACUGUUAGGUAUAUGCGCCAUAUACAGUCAUGAAAAUGAAGAUCUGACCCGAAUACUGGUGACAAACGCAAUGAAGGCGCAGCCCCAUAUCCAGGAUGAAUUUCCCGUUCUACUGUCUCACUUCUUAAGCAUCAUUCAGACUAUGUAUCAACGGUGCAGCUCAAGUUUAGAGGUUCUGUUUAGUUCAGGUGGUCACCAAGACCCAGGUUCCAGUCGCCUUCAUUAUGACUACCUUGAGGUUAUGGACUUCAUAAAUGACUCAGUUGUAACAUUGGACUCAUUUGUUAAUGCAUACAAACAUGCUGCUGUCCACUUCUCUUCCCCAGUUGAAUCAAGUUAUGGGAAUGAAGAAUUAGUCACUACCCUCGCAAGGCUACAUGACUCACUUCUGCCGUCUUUGCAGAGGGGCUUUAAUAUUAUACUGGGAACAGUUGAAGAUAGAAACAAGGAAACAUCAAGUGAUUUACUUUCAAAUGUUUUUACUAGUCUGAAGAUGAUAUCAACAAGAAUAGCAAAACUUGGAUGGAAGUUACUUUAUUUCUGCUAUCUCAGUGAUGAGGCAUUCCAGACUAGUUACUCUCUUCCAAUUUCAAUGAAGAUGUUUCCACCAAAUGUAGAGGAUCCUGUCGUGAGGGCUGACAUUCUAAUACAAACAAUUAGAGAUCUGACUGGUCACCACACGCAUGCACCUGCGUCCCGAACUUGGGGAACAUUUAUCCAGAACAUCGAGAAGAAUCACAAUAUAAUGAGUAGAAUUGAGUUAUUGCAGAAAACAGGUUGGUUAUCAAUGGAUGAUGAACAAUUCCGGUUUAUUUCUGGGAUCAUGAUGAAUCCACCGCAGGCUGACGUCGAAAAGAAAAACUCAACUUCAUUCGCAGUGGCUGGCAAGAAAAUGCAGACAGAUGAAGAUGCAGCUAUUAUAGAGUCAAAAAUCAGUCAAAUAAGGGAACUCUUUCCGGAAUAUGGUAAAGGGUUCUUAGUAGCUUGUCUGGAGGCCUAUAACCAUGAUGCAGAAGAGGUAAUUCAGAGAAUUCUUGAGGGAACUCUUCAUGAAGAACUGCAGUCUCUUGACAUUACAUUGGAAACUAUCCCACCUUCAAAGUCUGCUUCAUCCAUGAGCAGGCAUGACAAGGGUAAGGGGAAACUUGUAGAGUCAGAAAUAACCCCUCCAGAAAUUGUAGUUCCCACCACCGUGAACAUUCAAGCUGGAGUUUCUUCAGGGUCAUCCUCUUCUUCAGCUGGAAGGUUCGUACGCAAGAACACAGGCGACUUGUCUGAUUUGCAGACCCUAAAUGCCAAGAAAGAAAAGGAAUUGGCAAAAACAGCGGCUCUUAUAUCACAACUUGAGUAUGAGGACGAGUAUGAUGAUUCUUUUGAUGAUCUGGGUCUAAGUGUGGGCGAUUCAGGGCUUGAUGAGCCUGAGUCUCUUGGCGAUAAAAUGGGUUCGCAAAGGGGAAGAGGGGUAGAGACUGAUGGUGGAAGCUCAACUUCAAAUGCUGACACUCAGAAAUGGAACUCACGUAAGAAGCCCCAAUUUUAUGUCAAGGAUGGUAAAAAUUACAGCUACAAAGUUGAGGGUUCUGUUGCUGUGACCAGUUCUGCUGAAGCAAAGUUGGUCAACCAAGCACAGAAGGAACUUAUCCAUGGCCUUGGACGUGGUGGCAAUAUUCCUUUGGGUGCAGUUAAGAGGCUAACUGAAUCAAAAGAGGAUCAGCAAAAUGAUGGGCCGAAUAUGAAUGAGGUCGGUGGAAGAGGAGGACAAGGAGCUACGAGGGGUAGAGGAAGAAGAGGUUUUCUUCCAGGCACUCCUAGAAGGGUUCCAGGAUCAAAUGACAAGCAAGAUGAUGAGCAAGGUACUGAUGAAGGCGGAGGAAGGGGCGGCCGAGGAAACACCAGGGGCCGUGGGAGGAGAGGUAACUAUAGGAAAGACAGAGCAAUGAGUAAACACCUUUCUGGGCUGCCCAGUCAUUACAACACAUGAACACCUCUUAGCGACAACUUGCCAAAAGUGGAUUCAUGAUUGACCUUUUGUUGAUAACAUAAGCCAAACUCUACAACUCGUUAUUAAUCAAGAGAACGAAGGAAGCAAAUUCUUUGUACUUCAUAAGGGUUUUCGGUGAUAAUAACACUAACAUGAUCCUGUAUAAUA
This is a messenger RNA of Sesamum indicum (sesame), 3044 nucleotides long. RefSeq names its product Ubiquitin system component Cue protein. Lineage: Eukaryota; Viridiplantae; Streptophyta; Magnoliopsida; Lamiales; Pedaliaceae. Gene Ontology annotation, molecular function: ubiquitin binding. The record is from RefSeq and is a predicted model, not a curated record.